This is a messenger RNA of Rhopilema esculentum, 2300 nucleotides long. RefSeq lists its product as uncharacterized. Lineage: Eukaryota; Metazoa; Cnidaria; Scyphozoa; Rhizostomeae; Rhizostomatidae. The record is from RefSeq and is a predicted model, not a curated record.
AUGGAGGUCGUCAAAGUUGAGGAAGUGGAUGUGAGACUUAAAGCUAAAACUGGCCAAGAGAAUGAGGAGCAGGAAAGCUGCACCCAUGGAGCGAAACAAAAGGAUACUAGCAAGUAUGUAACCGAACAGCAAUCAAAUGGAGAUGAAAAUGGUUGUCAAAAAAUGACUAGAGAUCUUGCAGGGAAUAAUGGGCAUAACAGCAGGCAAAGGCGACGAGGAAACUACCACAAGUUUACACCGCAAGAAAAAAGCAACAUAGGCCAGCUAGCUGUAGCUGUUGGAAGCACCAGGGCAAUGCGGCAAUUACAAACACAAAACCCAGGGCUGAAGCUGGCAGAAUCGACUGUCAGGAGUUUCAAGACUUUCUAUUUAAAAGAGAUGGCCAAAAAUAAAAAGACUGUAGAAAAACGCGAGAGAAAACAAAGAGGAAAGUACCGGACAUAUACUGCACAGGAACGAGCAACUAUCGGGAAAUUCGCGUUUGAAAAUGGGAAUAUGAAUGCAUUGAAAGUCUUAAAGGAAGAUUACCCAGGUCUUUCUGAGUCAACGGUUAGGGGCUUCAAAAACAUGUUCAAGGAAGAAUUAGAAAAGCGCACAGCUGGCGAGCUUCAGGAUAAUGGAGGUUUAGAUAAAAUCUCAGAAGUGAAUAGAAGCUACAUGGAUAAAUUAAAUUUAGUAACAACAGUCAAGUUUAAUGAGGAUUCUGAAACAUUGACAGAUAAGAUAAUCCCAAUAACAAGUAUAGCUAAUGAGAUAAACAACUUACCAAGAAAGAAACGAAAGAAAAGGGCUCGUCCAGACAGAGAUGAUCCACAAAUAAAAGAGACAAUCAUCAAAUACUUGCAAGCAAUAGCAGAAAAAGACUCAAAUAUGCUGAACACAAAAGCUGUGAUUGCUAUCGCCAAAGGUGUCAUUAUGACUGAAAACAGGUCUCUACUGUUUGAAUUUGGAGGUGAUAUGGUCAUUGAUAAAACCUGGGCUACAUCUUUUCUAAAGGAAAAUAGCAUGAUUUUUGGUGAUAGGAUUUCAAAUACAAAGGACAUUGAGAAAAAUGCAGACAAUUUGGCUUACAUUUUGGACAAUGAAAGUUCUGAAAUGGUUCAGGGUCUCCAUGAAAGCCAAAUAACAAUCGUGAGUUAUGAUCAAAGUGGCAAUGAAAAUGGCUCUUCUACAAUUUUAGUCCUGCCUAGGUCUGAAAGUGAUAUAGUGAUUCCAGUGCAGAUGACAUUGGAUAACUCAGCCAAUGACUGACAAUAUAAGCUGGCCUUUUAGAUAAAGUCAUGCUCUUCAACAAAGACCAAUUGGCAUCCUACAAAAGGCUGCAAGGUUGAUAACUCUUGCUGAUAAUGAAGCCUCAAUAUUCAGCGAUUGCCAAAUUUGACCAAAGUGAUUACUUCUUCCGUUGCUCUAUUUGUGUCAACUAACCUAAACUAUGGCAAACCAUUGAUGCUUUUUUUUAGUUUUCAUACUGUAGCCAACAUCCAACAUCCCUAUUGUAAUUUAUUGAAUUUAUUGCUUGGAUCUGUUCAUUUUGUUUGUGUUCUUGCAAUAUUCUGAUUUUCUCCUACCAGGUACCAGACCUUUCCAACUAAGAAGCAGAAUAAAAGCAACAUUGGGUCGAGCACCUCAUAGUAGUAACACACAAUAUCAUAUUUGGGACCAGCUUUGCUUUUGAUGGUCACUUUGCUGGUCUUGUUUAAUUGCCACUUUCACUGGCCACUUUUAAUUGCCACAUCUCAUUGAAAAGAUAACAUUUCCACCUUUCACAUACAAGUAUCAUUUCCUAUCUUUUCCACGACCCGUAUUAACACCUUUUGAAUGCAAAUAGAAAGGUCAAACAUGUUAAAUUUAUCAAUGAUAUAAAAGCAAAAUUGGAACCUGCAUGCAUUUUGAGCACUAAUUCUCUUAAUUUUGCAGUGCCAAUUUGCUUCAAUAUUUUUGUUGAAACUAUAACAUGCUGGAUUUUUGUAUACUUGAGUUAAUUUGUGAAGUUUCUCUCAAGAAUGUAGUGUUUAUCAAAAAUGUUUUUGAUAUCUUUUAAAAUUACUAAAAUGGAUUUGAUAAAUCAUGCAUUGCUUCAUGUGCAUAGCUUUAGGCAAAUCAUGAUUUUCUGCCAUUUAAUAAUCAUUAUAUUGAAAAGCACUUCAUGGCUUUGCUAAAUCGAAGUUUUAUGCUAACAAAUAGCAUGAAAUUGCAUGAAUUUAAUAAUCAUUUUAUUGAAAAGCACCUCAUGGCUUUGUUAAAUUGAAGUUUUAUGCCAACAAAUAGCAGCAAGAAAUUGAAGGAAGGGGUAAUCUUAC